UUGAAAUUACAGAUUAAUUUAGUGGGUAUUUACUGCAAUUUAGUUCUCUGAAAAAUCUUGAUAAAAAGUAUUGGAAGUUACUUAAUGUCAGCUUAUGGUAAUGGUGAAGGAUCUUCGUGUUGAAUUACCCUAUCUUCUAUAAGUGAUUUUGAUUUGAAAAGAAAGUAUCCUGAGUUAAUGAAGUAUCAUAAUAGUGUUGAAAGGACAGAGAUAAGUGAGUACGACAUAAAUGGGAAUAUGGAAUUGCCUGACACUGCUGAAGCAGCUCCUUACCACGAAAAAAAGACAACUGCUUCAAAUGAGUGCUCUUCUACCGUCUCCAGACCCAUGCCAAAAAUUGCUGUAAAAUCAGAUAUUUUUGAAGAAAGUUGUUCAGAGGAGGUGAAGCAAGUUUCACCUUCCGUCUCCGUGACCGCUUCUGCCUCAGAUGGUCGUUGCAGUGAUGAUGUAGUUGUGUUGGAGGAAUUUGACUGUAAAAGGGAAGUGAAAAAUGCAUCUCCUGAGGACAGUAAUAGCAGUGGAGUAGGUCAGAAGUUUGAUAUAGCAAGUGUUAGUGGUAAAGACAGUAGUAAUCAGAGAAAAAUUACAGAUUACUUUCUCAAGAUGAAGGAGUGUGAUAAUGUGAAAAAAAUUCCAGGGGAAACUCAAGGCACCAAUGUGAAAGAAAUGCAAAGAGAAACCCGAAGUGCCAAUGUGAAAGAAAUCCAAAGAGAAACCCGAAGUGCCAGUGUGAAAGGAAUCCAAAGAGAAACCCGAAGUGCCAGUGUGAAAGGAAUAUCAAGAGAAAUUCAACGUGGCAAUAUGAAGGAUAUCCCAAGUAAAUCUCAAGGUGACAAUGUGAAAGAAAUCCCAAGAGAAACUCAAGGUGGCAGUGUGACAAAAGACCCUGAAGUAAGGCAAGGUGAUACCAAGAUGAAUAAAAGAGGAAGAAAAGUGAAGUCAGACAGCACUCCGCGCACUACAUCUGCCCAAGCCAAACGGAAAAGAAGCUUUGAUCCCAUUAACUACCAGAAUAAUCUGCAGAUGGAACGCUAUAGAACUUUCCUAGUGUAUUUGAAGGGUGCGCUGUCUUUUUUGUCAUCAUCUAAUUUUGUUCUGAAUUUGAGAUGUCCAAUGCACAAGGAAUUUGGAGAGGAAAACCAGAAAAUGCUGUGUCAAUCGUGUGGCUGGCCCAAGAAUAUAUUAUUAGCCUUUUCCGAUUAUGAUACUCAACUUGCAAUGCUACAAAGUUGUCAAGAUUCUGUAUUGAAGAUGCAGGAUUUAGUUAUAGCCCCAUUUAAUAUGGGAGUUGGUGAUUUGAUAUUUUGGAUGUGUAAUAAUGAUGGCAGUAGUCAACCAAAUAAGACAGGUGUACAGAUGGGGAUGCAAGUAAAUCCUCUCAUGAUGGCUCAUCCUGCACAAGAAGAAGAUAUGGAAGAAGAUGAAGAUAUGGGAAUUGCUGAAACCUAUGCAGACUACAUGCCCUCAAAGUUGAAAAUUGGUAUCAAGCAUCCUGACCAGGUAGUAGAAACUGCCUCCAUGUCAUCAGUAGAACCACCUGAUGUUUGGUACGAAAUGAACAUUCCUGAUGACUCAAUCAACUCGGGAAAAUUGUCUGCUCUCCAGUUAGAAAGCAUAACCUACGCUUCACAACAGCACGAACAUUUUCUUCCCGAUGGGUCAAGAGCUGGGUUUCUUAUUGGUGAUGGUGCUGGUGUAGGUAAAGGCCGAACAAUAGCUGGCAUAAUUUAUGAAAACUAUCUCAAGGGUAGGAAGAAAUCCAUAUGGGUGUCAGUGUCUAAUGAUCUGAAAUACGACGCUGAACGAGAUUUGAAAGACAUUGGUUCUGGACACAUACAUGUGAAUUUUCUUAGUAAAAUGAAAUAUGGUAAGAUAAAUUCCGAUCUAAAUGGAAAUGUGAAGAAAGGCGUUCUGUUUUCGACGUAUUCAGCUCUGAUUGGAGAGUCGUCCAGUGGGCAAGGCAAAUACAAGACACGGUUAAAGCAGAUCUUGAACUGGUGUGGUGAUGACUUCGAUGGUUGUAUUGUGUUUGAUGAGUGUCACCGUGCCAAAAAUCUCUGUCCUGUUGGGUCUGGAAAACCAACAAAAACUGGUACAACAGUUUUAGAGUUACAGAACAAGUUACCAAAGGCCAGAGUUGUGUAUGCCUCUGCCACUGGAGCAUCUGAGCCAAAGAAUAUGGCAUAUAUGGUCCGUUUAGGAAUUUGGGGGAAAGGCACCCCUUUCCCAGAAUUCACAGACUUCAUCAGUGCAGUCGAAAAAAGGGGUGUUGGUGCUAUGGAGAUUGUGGCUAUGGAUAUGAAGCUUCGAGGAAUGUACAUAGCGCGACAGUUGAGUUUCCAUGGCGUAGGCUUCAGAAUAGAAGAAGUUCCUCUGGAUGAAGACGUUAAACACAUGUAUGAUGAGUCAGUGAAAUUGUGGGUGACAGCAAGACAGAGGUUUCAGGAGGCAUCAGAACUUAUCAAUGCUGAGAAAGGCAUGAAGAAAUCAAUGUGGGGACAGUUUUGGUCUUCACAUCAGCGGUUUUUCAAAUAUUUAUGUAUAGCAUCAAAGGUUGAUCAUGCUGUACGUUUGGCACGUGAGGCUGUAAAAACAAACAGAUGUGUUGUGAUAGGUCUUCAGUCGACAGGUGAAGCUCGUACACUGGAACAGCUAGAGAAAGAUGAUGGUGAAUUGUCAGACUUCGUCUCCACAGCAAAAGGUGUGUUUGAGUCCCUAGUUGAGAAACACUUCCCAGCCCCAGAUCGAAAUAGGAUUAACAAAAUUUUAGGAAUAUCUGAGACCAGUAAAGAAUUCAAAGAUAUCAUCGAUGAAGUCACGGGAAAGACGUCUAAACGAAAGCCAGUUCGACAAGCCGCUCAGAGAGCUGCAAAGAGAAGAUACAAGGAAAUGUAUUCAGAUAAUGAGGACAAUUCGGAUUUUGAAGUGUCAGGUGAAAGUGGUCAGGAAGAUGAUGAUGAAGAUGCAUAUUCAUCAGAAGCUUCUUCAGAUUUCUCAGGAAUUAGUGAUUUUGAUGAUGAAGAUACUUGGGGCCGUCCAAAAAAACGUGGCAAAGCCAAAAACCACAAGCAGAAGAACGGAAAGCGUCGUCAAGAGAAUGGCGAAAAACCCCCUCCCCCACCCAAGGAUCAUGUUGAGAAAGCAAAUAAGUAUAAAACUGAGCUCUUGAAAUCAAUCGACAACUUGGGACGUAAGCUGCCACCUAACACCUUAGAUCAGUUGAUAGAUGAGCUUGGGGGUCCUGAAAAUGUUGCUGAAAUGACAGGAAGAAAAGGAAGAGUGGUACAAGGUGAUGACGGUCAAGUUCAGUAUGAAUCGCGUUCAGAAGUAGACGUUUCCCUAGAAAUUUUAAAUAUUAAAGAAAAGGAAAGAUUUAUGAAUUCAGAAAAAGACAUAGCCAUUAUAUCUGAAGCUGCCAGUUCAGGUAUUUCACUGCAAAGUGAUCGCAGAGUUAAAAACCAGAGGAGAAGAGUACAUAUCACCCUUGAGUUACCAUGGUCUGCAGAUAGGGCUAUCCAGCAGUUUGGUCGAACUCACAGAAGUAAUCAGGUUAAUGCACCUGAGUAUGUAUUCCUAAUUUCGGAAUUGGCUGGAGAGAGGCGGUUUGCUUCUAUCGUUGCAAAAAGAUUAGAAAGCUUGGGUGCACUGACCCAUGGUGACAGAAGAGCAACAGAAUCUCGUGAUCUUUCUUCGUUUAACAUAGAUAACAAAUAUGGUCGCAUGGCCCUGGAAUCAACCAUGAAGACCAUGAUGGGCUAUGAACAUCCUAUAGUACCUCCACCGGAAGAUUACAAAGGAGAUUUCUUCUCAGACAUCCAGAAUGCCUUAGUUGGUGUUGGAAUCAUUACCAAAGAAGAUAACAUUUAUCAGUUAGAUAAGGACUACAAUAAUAUGAGUAAAUUCCUCAAUAGAAUAUUAGGUAUGCCUGUUGAACUCCAAAAUAGAUUGUUCCAGUAUUUUACUGAUACAUUAGCAGCUAUAAUAAGCCAAGCAAAGAGAACUGGGAAAUAUGAUAUGGGAAUUUUAGAUUUAGGCAUUGGUGGAGAAGGCUGCAAGAAGACAAAAACUAAAACGUGGGUCGGAAAGCACGCAACUGGAACAGCCAAGACAGAAAUUCACACAGUCCUCGUUGAGAGAGGUCUCUCUUGGGCAGAGAUUCAAGAGAAGUGGGCUGAACUUACUGGAGAUUUAGAAGGAUUUUAUAUAUCACAUCAGGUACGAAAUAAUAAGAAAACUGCAGUCCUUGCUGUCUUGGAACCUUCAGCAGCUAAUAAGAAAAAAGAGAAAAAUGCUAGAAUGUUCAUUCUCUACCGGCCAAGUACAGGAAUGCAGAUGAAGCAGGAAUCGUAUUCAGAUUUAAAGAAAAAGUACAAGAAAGUAACACCUGAUGAAGCUCAAGAGCAUUGGGAAGAGCAGUAUAAAGCUUCUAGUCACACUUGUUCUCAUGCUUAUUGGCAAGGUAAUUGUCGACGAGUGAACAGUGGACUUGAAUGUGAAAUCGGGUUGCGUCGCCGUACUUACCACGUGUUGUGUGGCUUGGUGCUGAAUGUAUGGGCAAAAGUCGAGGAUGUUCUUGCUUCUUCACCUCAUUCUUCUACAAAGAUGCAAGUUGUUCGACUCAAAACCAGUGAUGGCAUAAAACUUGUAGGAACCCUCAUUCCAAAUAACCUUAUUGGAAGAUUGUCUGCCGUCUUGGAAGAAGAGAGCACAGAAUCGUAUGAGGAAACCUUCACGGAUGAUGAUAGUAAAGAUAGUACUGGCACUGACGUUAAAGAAUAGAGAGAAGUGUGAGCGAGUCAAGCCACUCAUUAGUAUGUGGCAAUACAGGACUUCUUAUCAGGAAAUGUAACUUUUUAUUAUAUCCAUUUUCUAAAUGAUUUUGAAGUUAUGUUGUGAAGCAUGAAAGUGAAACUGAUUAGUACGAAAAAGUCUGUAGUUACUGCUAAAGAGAGAAAAGAAGUGGAUCACUGAAACUAUAAAAUCAGAAAGUACUUCUGACUGCAUAAGAACAGGAAGUGAAGCAAGGAUCAUCAUUGAUUUGUGAACAAGAUUUUGUGUUUGCCAUUGGAUCUUUAUAGUAGCUGUAAAUGUUUGCGUAGGAAGGUUUGUAAUUAAAAGGAUUUUAAUUUUUUAUUGGUUCCCCAGUGCUGCUUAACAUACAGCAUUAUGUUCGUGCUGAACAGAACAGCAUGGAAAAAUACUUUUCCAAGGAAGAGGUGUUCAAGUUAUUCUGUCUUAUUCUCAGAGUAUUUAGGGUAUCGUGUUUACUUCAUUGGUAAUGCAGAUGCAAGGGUCUCCUGGAACUCUUAUUUUAUUCGUCCCAGCUACACUUCAUAUUGGAAGUUGAUGAAAUGCAGAUCAAGUUUUUUUUUUUUUUAUGUUUUGUUGGCCUUUUAUGAAAGUUAGACUUUGGUUUUAUCAAUAUUUAUUUAUACUUGUGUUAGAAAGCAAGCUGAAAACUUAAUUUGAAUAAGGUUCACAAAAUCAUAUGAGGUGUACUGUACAGUUUAGUUUGAUUAAGAUAAUGGUUUUGUCUCAUUUUACUGAAAGUGGAAGUGUCUCACUAGAGAUUGCUUUUUUUUUUUUUAUAUAAUACAUAUAUAUAUAUAUUUUGAGACAUGGUGUGAGUCUGUAUGCUUCUUAGUGUACCUGUUGUGAUGUGCGAUUUAUAGAAGAGACUAGUUUUUAUUAGAUUAUGGCACGGAAUAUUUUUUCAUUUCUCUGGUGACUUGAGUGCACAAAUAUCUACAUUCUCUUUUCCCCCUUUUUUCCUUUUCAAGAUUUUGUGGAAUCUUGGUUUAUGGUUCUAUUUUACCUUGUAGAUUGAUUUAGCCCUGCAGUUCAGUGUUGCACCAUGGAAGAGUAGUGUAUCCUGAGGAACUAAUCACUAGUGUUUAAGAGACGAAGUAAAGAAACCUCUUAUGAAUAAUGUUUUCAUGCUGCAUGUUGUUCAUUUAUAUAUCAUUUCAUAUUUACGGGAGCUAGUUUCUCAAAAGUAAAUGAUGUUGUAUGUAUCAUUUGUUCAGUGUAUGAUAUUGAAACCUGUUCAAUUGAUAGUUAUGUUGUGGAAGGAUGUGUAUGUAACAUGUCAAUUUUAAUGUUUGCAAGGUGACCUCAGCAGUAAGAGCCUCAUAGCAUUUGUAAGGGUAAAUCAAUAGCUUUUUAGUGGUUAUUUCUUAUUCAAGGUAAUAUUUCACCGUAGGCGAACACAGUCGACUUUUAAUGGAUAAAUCGUCUUUGUCGGGUAGACCCAUAGUAGUACUGUGCAUACGUAGUUGAGAUCGAGAUGCAGGAUGCGUUGAGCAGGUACUCUUCUUCUUCAUAAAUUUACAGGGCAUUUUCCAAAGUAUUGUACAACGUGAUCUCGUUUGACCUGAUGGUUUUAUUGUGGCCACAAUUCUCUAGUGUUGGGUGGACCUGAGAAUAUGCAGAUUGAUGUCUCAUGAGUUAAUUCCAGUCUUUUGAGGAUUUUGUUUCAAGUUUAGUAUAUAUGUAUCAAAGUGAAAUUGUUUUAUAGUUCAUUGAUUAUCUCAGUUGCAUGUAAAGACUUCAGAAUUUGGCACAUAUUGAUUAGUGUCUGAAAGGCACAGUGUAGAUAGUACAAGUGGUUUCAUGGAGCAGUUGCCAAUAGGAGGCCCUCUCUACCAACAUAAUCAGAUAUUUAGUUUUAUAAGGUGUAUAUUUUGAACACUUCACUCAUUUCUGUAUCAUACACACUUUCUGACAGCUCAAGACACAAAACGUGCCACAUAUUGGAUUUGAGAUCGGUAUCGAUAUGAAAUAAAUUCUUCUCUGAGCAAUUUAUAUGCUUAUUAAAAACAUAAACAAUGUAGCUUCAGGGUUGUGUCUUGUUGCUUGUGCAAGAAUAAUGGUGUAUUAACUCGGGUACUGUACAUGUCAUGUCAAUUGAUCCUCCUGUUGACAAAGGCAGAGUAAUUUGAUGUUCUUCCAUGUCAGUUCCCUUUGUAGUCGAGCUUUUUACUUGCAUUGUCUAGGAGCUAGUUUUUUUCUCUCUCUCUCUCUCUCUCUCUCUCUCUCUCUCAAAAAAGCAUUUUACAGGUAAUCUCAGUCUAUCCUGAUAUAUAUAUUUUGUUCCUAAGCACAGUAUAAGAUGAAUUGGUUUAUAUUUAAAAUGCAAGUAAAGUUUUCCACUAUGAUAUUGUAGUUAGGUCAAUCAUGCCUCAUACCAUAUAUAUAUCACAUUUCCCUCACAGUUGGGUCUUCAUCAUAUUUUGUAUGCUUCUGCUUACAUGUAACCCUCCAAGGAUUUUUUUUUUUAUUAUUUAGUGAGAUAGAUUUACAAUAGAUCAUGGAUUACAAUAAAAUCAGGGUUUGUAGUUUAGUAUCAGAAUUAGCAGUUCACACCAUAGGUAAAGGGUUUAGGAUGCUAGAAGCAGAUUUUAAGGUUUCUAUCAACCCAUUUGAGAUAGCCUAGACUUUUGCCACCUUGUUACAUAUUAACUCUCUCCAAGUUGGUUUUUUGGCAGGGUGGUUUUAGAAACUUAUUUUUUCCAUGAUCAGUUUUUAAUUUUUCACAUAGCCUGUUCGUUGCUGGAACACACAGGCACAAAACAUUGACAUUUGGCUGUCUUUUUCAUUGUACUUUUUCUUUUGAGAUCUCAUUGAUAUAGGAAGCAGCUCCACAUUUUAACUCCCUUUUUUUCCUUUCAAUUUUUGCAAAUCAUCAUGCUGUACAUUGUAUACGAAAUGCCCUCAUUGAAUAUUUAAAGCUUGCGUCAUUUGGCUGAUGGAGAAAAUCUUUCCUAAUUUAAGGAUUUUAAGGGUUUAUUUAUAUUAAUUAAAGACUUACUUCAGUAUAGGAAUUGUACUUUCUUCCCUCUCUUCCUUCUCUUCAUUACAUUCCCCAUUAGCCAAAUGUUACAGUAAAUAGUUCAGUCUUAGUACUGUACUUAAAAUUGUAAUGAACCAAAUGUUAAGUGAUUAUGUACCAGUCAAUUAUACUUGGAUAUUUGUUU
Macrobrachium nipponense is the source of this 7976-nucleotide messenger RNA. RefSeq names its product protein strawberry notch homolog 1-like. NCBI's taxonomy places the organism in Eukaryota, Metazoa, Arthropoda, Malacostraca, Decapoda, Palaemonidae. The transcript is spliced from 20 exons. Bases 178 to 4779 code for a protein of 1533 amino acids. Gene Ontology annotation, biological process: regulation of DNA-templated transcription. Gene Ontology annotation, molecular function: histone binding; chromatin DNA binding. The record is from RefSeq and is a predicted model, not a curated record. Gene Ontology annotation, cellular component: nucleus.